Molecule: messenger RNA, 3837 nt
Organism: Gryllus bimaculatus (two-spotted cricket)
Lineage: Eukaryota; Metazoa; Arthropoda; Insecta; Orthoptera; Gryllidae
Source: the annotation of a GenBank genome assembly
AUGAACGAUCCCGCCCGGGACCCCCGAGCCACAACAAAGGCCGCCACUGCAACCGCUGCAAUAAGGUCCCUUGGAUCCCCAUGUCGCGCACUCCCCCGGCGUCUCCGACCAGGUCCUGGCGCUGGUCACCCGCCCGAAGCGCACUCCGGCAACGGCGGAAACCAAUACCUCCCGCCCGGCCCUCGCAAAGCAAAAUCCCGCCCUUUACGCCGCUCAAGACGUUCUCCGGCGACUACGCCCACCGGUGCACAAGGGAACCGGAAGGUCAAACACGGCGCCGCGGCCCACGGCGAGCUGCCACUGAAAGCGUCCGCGGGGCAGUACGGCCCCCCUGCAGGCGCCCACGCGCCCGCCGACGACUACGGCCCACGCCCCCGGCGCCCUCGGGGCAUUUCAGCACGACAGGGGCGCUCAAGGGUCAGGCCCGCCUUCGGACCUGGAGGACCCAGCGGGCACGGAGGCCAUGGAGGGCUCGGUGGACACGGAGGCCACGGGGGCCCGGCGGUCAUGGAGGACAUGGAGGAAACGGCGGCCACGGACAGCGGACAUGGCGGACACGGAGGUCAAGGCCCUGCCCCUUCAGACGAUUACGGUCGCCUCCCCUGCCACCGCUCUUGCAGGCGCCUGCCGCUCCUCACGGAAUUUACGUGCCCCCGUCUCAGCUGCAACCCCGUCCGCACCCCACCCACCCCGCACCCCACUGCCAUCGGCGGCGGCGGCCGCCCUCAGCUGGCGCUGGCCCCGUCCUUCCUCCCCGCGCCGCCCGUCCACAACGCCCGCCCCUCCACGGCCCCGCGCCGGCCGUCGCCGACUACCUCACGCCGCCCGCACCGGCUCCAGCGUCGAGGGGCCUUCUUGGCCCCGCGCCGCAGCAUCCGGCGCCGCCUUCGCCUCCGGCCCGGGCCCUCCGUCCCGACCGGCCCUUUCCGCGCCGCGGCACGGCUCCGCUCCCGGGCCCGAGCGGACCUCGACGUCAUCAAAUCCGUCACCGUUUACACCGACUCGCAAUCCUCCGCCCAGCACUCGCUCGUGCCAUCAGCUCGAGACGUGUACAACGGGGACGCCAAGCAGGUGCACUUGGUUCCAGACGACACGGCCACAACGCGGUGGACCAGUUGCAUCUCCCGUCCGUCACCCGGAUCUAUCAUCAGAAACGAGGAACAUCCAUCUCAAGGCUUAUCUAAAAAACAUAUCUUCGUCUCACCGCUCACCACUGGAAAUCCACUCGCAAUCUCAGAUCACCUGCACGUGAUUACAGGCAACGAGGACAGACAACCUUCCCAGAGCGUGCUGCACCAAGGCCAGGGCAUUAAGGUGCCCACGCGCCGCAGCCUGUCCGCGCCGGGCACUCAGGGCGUUCUCAUGUCACCGGGCGUACAAAGCACGUCCGCCCCGCAACACGUCGCAGGCACCCAGGGCACUCAGAGCUCCUUCAGCACGCCUACCCGAACACGCCAGCGCAAACUCGGGUUCGUCUCUUUCCAACACCGCUCCGCAGAAACCCUUCAAUUACCGCCGCCGAGCUUGCUGAACAGCAGGCUGCCGCCUCGGCUCCAUUCCAGAACACUUUCCACCAGCCGCCGCCGGCGCCUCCGCCCUUCGCAGCCUUCCAAACGCCUCCCCGCCGCCCCGCCUACCAGCCCGCCUUCCGCCCGACCGCCCGUCUCUUAUCUCAACCCGCCGCGCACCCGUUCAAGGGCUUCAACGCGGCCACGCCGACGCCGGCCGUCGCCGCCCCGCCCCCGGCCCCCUGCAGCGGAGAGCCACCCGCGCCCGCGUGGAGGCAGCGGUCCGCGGGGGCGGCGUGGGCGGCGCCGCGCUAAACCGCCAAAUGGCGGAAAGCGGACGCGCCUACCUGGCCGCCUCCUGCCCCCACCGCCCCCGCGCGCCGCGCAGCCCGCGGCGGCCAACGACGGCAAGCGGACCAAGCAGAUCCAGAUCAUCGUGCCGUACACCUCCAGCAAGGAUCUCAUUCAGUUCCGCUUCCCCGGCGCCAGCCCGGCCGAAUUAGACGCGAGCGGCUGGUCGCCGAUUGCUAAUCCCGAGCCUGCCUCAAAUCAGGGGAGGAUUGUGCCCGGCGCAAAUAAUUGCAGCGAUAUUAUCGCCGAUGGCUCUAUCGAUUCCCCCCUCUGGCAAGAACAGGCUGCUCUCUGUCGCGCUCAGGUCACUACGGUCGGCCAGAGCCUCGACGCGCAGGAUGAUUACCAUUUGCACCAGGAAUCCAGAAGAGUGACCGCCAAGGCUCCGCUGGGCGAAAAACUGCCACCGAAUCACAAAAACAAACCGUUCGUUGCCAAACCUGGCUCCCAAACCGGAGAAAUUCAGCAUAUAUUUGCCUCGAAUAUCCGUGACCUUCUGCGGGGUGAGGAGGAAGCAAAACCCACCGCCGACUCUAUUAACCUGUUGAAGUUACAAAAGAACAUCGACGAGUGGACUGCACAGGAAUUUUCUAAACACAAACAUCUGGGAAGCAAUCACAAAACGACGGAACACGAUAAAGGUUUCACAGCGUCUUUCGCCACAGGCACCACUUUGCAUCAUCUUCGCUUACCUUCGAAGCAGAUACCCGAAGAGUAUCUCACUACUACUCCUCUUUCCGUUGACGAUACGGAUCCAACCGAUCUUUUCUCCCCCACUCUGCCACCCACCUAUAAAAUAAACGACAUUUCAAGAACGUCGCCGUCAAGUUUAUUUUUCGACCACGAAGUGUCCGGCAGUCACACCCACUCGAUUACUGCGAAUGUCGUCGAUAAACCGGAAAACAAAAGUUCGGGAUCUCGUAAUAAAAGUUCCAACGAUGCCACCUGGAAAUUUUUCGAAUCGAACCUCGUCCUUCCCGAGGCGGUGACCGUCACUACUACGACGCAAAUUGCAACGACCACCGACGAAUUCACCGCCGAAACGACAGACACCACGGAGCCAACCAUUCAAGCGAACUGGGAUCAUCUGGAAGUUUCCAUCUCGCCCAUUACCAAAGAAAAAGUGUACGUGGUGACACCGCUGUCCACGUGGGUCGCCCCAUCUCCGUCCACCACACCGUCCUCGCCGAGGUUCACGUCGUCGGGCAUCUAUCAGGCGCUGUCGCGGGGCCCGACCAGCCCGCGGCCGUCGCCGACGUCCAUCAACGACAUCAUCCCGUUCCGCAAGUCGGUGCUGUCGCCGGCGGACAUGCUGGGCGUGACGCCGCUGCCCUUCCACUCGCCGCGCUUCCUCAUCCGCCCCACGCCGGGGCCCUCGCUGCACCGCCUCUUCACCAUGAAGGCGUCGGAGGCCGGCUACACGCCUCCCUCGCCCUCCCCGCCGCUCGACGCCCGCAGCCACGCCCCCGCCCACCCCGCCUCACCACGCCGACGCGACGCAGACGCCGCCACCGCCGCUCCACGGCCCUCGACGCGCCAUUCCGAGCGCGAGUCGAGCACGCCGGCCGCCGACAACUCCACGGCCUCCAGGAGCCGCGGCGCGGCGACGCUACUGGGCCUGACCGACUUGCCGACGUACACGCCGCCGGACGGCGCGCGGGUGCACACGUUUUCGGGUCACUCCAAGGUCGUGACCGUGGUGACUCCGCCCACCCUCGUCACCCCGAAGAAGAAGCCGGCGGCGGGCUUCGGCGACAAGAAGGCGACGACGAGCGCCGCGUCCAAGACGGCGUCGGCGACGGCAACGGCGACGGCGACGGCGACGGCGAUCACGACGCGGCGAGCCCUUGGCCGCCCACGUCGCGCGGCGCCGCCCGCCGGCCUUCGACCCCGCGGCCCGCCCGCGGGCGGCGACGCGCGGCGUCCCACGCCGCGGAAGGAGCCCCGGCCUACCCCUCUGCACAUUCCGAGCUGCUGA